AUGUCAGAUCUUAUCUUAUCACCCCGCCGCGUCGAAGGCUAUAAGUUCAAGAGGAAGGAUCUCUACGAGUUCUUCGACAUCAGCGAGCGAACAGGUCGCGAGCUUCUGAAGGACCCGUAUGGGUGCGACCGUACGCGCCACAAUAAUCCGGAUCUCCCAGAGAUGCGCGGGCGCAAGCGGAAGGUCGUCGACGAAGACGCUGUCGACGAGAAUGGCAAGCCCCUGAGCAAGAGGAAGAGGAAAUCCGUAAAGAAGAAGAAGAAUUCACAAAAGAAAACAGGGCAGUGA
This is a messenger RNA of Colletotrichum fioriniae, 288 nucleotides long. The record is from RefSeq and is a predicted model, not a curated record. NCBI's taxonomy places the organism in Eukaryota, Fungi, Ascomycota, Sordariomycetes, Glomerellales, Glomerellaceae.